This is a messenger RNA of Dovyalis caffra, 351 nucleotides long. NCBI's taxonomy places the organism in Eukaryota, Viridiplantae, Streptophyta, Magnoliopsida, Malpighiales, Salicaceae. The record is from the annotation of a GenBank genome assembly.
AUGAUCACAAGGGAAAAAGUUGUUGCCAACAUUUGGCAAUCCCAGUUGAGCAAAAUGGAGUUGUUAUCAGUCAAUGCAUCUAGGUCCCAAAGGCUGGUAUAUUACGGAGACAAAGGAGGUGGCGGCGGCGGCAAGAUCACAGGAUUGGAAACAGGAAAGCUAAGCUAUUCUCUGAUGCUUGAAACAGGGAUUAAUCUGACCAGGGGUGGCAUUGGCGCCUUCCCCAACCACCAAAUUUUCACGGUGGCUUGGGUGAUUGUUUACUUUGUGACAAGGUGUAAGGAAGCUGAUUCAUGUGGAAGAAGGUUUGGGAGGAAAGAAUUAGAGGUAUUGAUUGAUGGCCUUAAAUGA